AUGGCUAUGAUUUCAUAUGGUAUCUUGGCCGAUGCAAACUCAUCAGAUUUUUUAGGAAGAGCUUCUAUCUUGAGUACAAAAGGAACAGAUGUGCUUGCGAUUCAAGCAGAUGCUACAAUCUUUGCUUACAAUCCUGGUGAUAUUGCUUGGGUUUUAGUUACUUCUGCUAUGAUUUGGUUCAUGGUUCCCGGUAUCGCUUUCCUUUAUAGUGGUACGGUACAAGGAAAAAAUGCCCUUUCACUUUUGCUUUUACCUAUGUUGGCAAUGGCAGUCGUUUCCAUUCAAUGGUGGUUUUGGGGAUAUUCUCUUGCAUUUUCACCUCAUGCAAAUGCUUUUAUUGGAGAUCUUUCACAUAUUGGAUUUGAAAAUGUUUUAUCUGAACCUGAGCAUUCAACUUUUAAUAAAGUACCUGGAAUCGUCUUUGCUCUCUUUCAACAACAACAAGCAGCCUUAGUAGGAGCAGUUGCAAUAGGAGCAGCAGCAGAAAGAGGUAGAAUCGGACCUUCAAUGAUCUUUCUCUUCGUAUGGGCAACUCUAGUAUACUGUCCUUUAGUAGCCUGGAUGUACAAUGAAGCAGGUUGGGCAUUCAAAUGGGGUAUCUUAGAUUAUGGUGGUGGGGUCACAAUGGAGAUUUGUUCUGGGAUGACAGGAUUAGCUUACUCGAUCUUUAUUGGUAGAAGAAGAGGUUAUGGGAUGCAUAAACAUCAUCCUCAUAAUGUACCACAUGUUGCACUUGGAACUGCUUUUCUUUGGUUCGGUUGGCUUGGAUUGAAUGGGGCUGGAACUUUUGCUGCUAAUGUUAAAGCUGCUUUGGUUAUGGUCAAUACUCAUCUUGCCGCUUGUGCAGGAGGUCUAGUUUGGAUCAUCAUGGAUUUUCGAUUGGAUGGUAAAUGGACCUUGGUCGGGUUUUGCUUAGGAGCAAUCUCUGGUAUGGUAUCCAUCACUCCAGCCGGUUAUGUUGGGGCUUCAGCUAGUGUGCUCAUAGGUGCAAUCGCUUCAGCCAUCUCGAAUACAACGGUUAAUUUCAGACACAAACUUCCAUGGGAUGAUGGACUUGAUAUUUUUGGAGGACAUGCGAUUUCAGGUGUAGUGGGAGUAAUCUUGACUGGAGUAUUUGCUUCUAAAUCAAUUGCUCAAAGUGAUGGACAUACGAUCGUAGAAGGAGGUAUGAUAGACAAGAAUUAUAAACAAAUGUAUAAACAAUUAGUGUGGGUGCUUGUUGGAUCUGCUUGGUCAUUUGUUGUGACUUAUCUAAUAAUGAUGGUCAUCAAUCGAAUUCCUUAUUGUCAUUUCAGAGCUACAGAAGAAAGUGAAGUUUUAGGAAUGGAUGAAGAUCAAUCUGGAGAAAGAGCAUACGUACGUAACUCAUCCCCACAUUUUCUUCUUUCUUCCCUUAACCUUUUCCAUUUUUGA
Melampsora larici-populina 98AG31 is the source of this 1413-nucleotide messenger RNA. RefSeq lists its product as uncharacterized. Gene Ontology annotation, molecular function: ammonium channel activity. The transcript is spliced from 10 exons. Gene Ontology annotation, cellular component: plasma membrane. Gene Ontology annotation, biological process: ammonium transmembrane transport. The coding region runs from base 1 to 1413 and encodes 470 amino acids. The record is from RefSeq and is a predicted model, not a curated record. NCBI's taxonomy places the organism in Eukaryota, Fungi, Basidiomycota, Pucciniomycetes, Pucciniales, Melampsoraceae.